AUGACCAUCUACAAGCCUCGAAUCUUGAAGGUUUACAAUUAUAUGGCGAAUAUUGAUGUGGAGAUAAUCGCAAAGCAAAUGUUGCAGAGGAAAUAA
Blumeria graminis f. sp. triticale is the source of this 96-nucleotide messenger RNA. The record is from the annotation of a GenBank genome assembly. Lineage: Eukaryota; Fungi; Ascomycota; Leotiomycetes; Helotiales; Erysiphaceae.